AUGUUUUGUGCAUCCCCUGUCAUCCUCUGUCAUUUUCUUUGUCCUUCUCAGGUAUCUGUGUGGAGAGCACUCUUUGGUAAGGAGGCAGACAAGCUUGAGCAAGCCAACGACGAUGACAAGACUUACUACAUCAUAGAGAAGGAGCCCCUCGUCAACACCUACAUCUCUGUUCCCAAGGAGAACAGCACCUUAAACUGCGCGGCCUUCACGGGAGGGAUCAUAGAGGCCAUUCUCACCCACAGCGGCUUCCCCGCCAAGGUCACCGUCCACUGGCACAAGGGCACCACGCUCAUGAUCAAGUUCGAUGAGGCUGUCGUCGCCAGAGACAAAGGACUGGAAGGAAGAUAGGAGGGAGUUGGAUAAAUGGCUGGAGACUUGUCGUCAUUAUGGAUUCUCAGGACUCACGUCGUAUUAAAAUUCACGUUCAACUAUAAAACGAGUUCUUUAUGUUAGAUAAGCAGGAUUAACAAAGCUGUGAAGAACAUGACUUUACAGCCUUUCAGUGGAGGUUGAGAUUUGGGAGGAGUUCAGAAACACUACAAGCUCUUUAUUUAAAACCUUUGUUGCUCUAGUGCUCUUAAAAAAGUGGUUUUGUUUUACCGCACAAUGUAGACCGACAUCAGCAACUCCCAAACCAAACAGCUGAUAGAAAAUGUCCCAUUUCCUCAUAUUAGCUAAAGUUAGUGACUGAAUCUGUGUUGGCAGGCCUGAUGGCAGCACAGGUGUCCACAUGUUUGUACUGCAGGGUCACCGCAACGCUGCUACCUCGACCUAUUCAAGAGGUGAGGCAGCGGCUUUGCGGUUAUGUUUGUACAUGCAUUUUGUUAUUAUAAAAUAUAAGUAAAUGUAUAAGAAAA
Molecule: messenger RNA, 857 nt
Organism: Neolamprologus brichardi
Lineage: Eukaryota; Metazoa; Chordata; Actinopteri; Cichliformes; Cichlidae
Source: RefSeq, a predicted model, not a curated record